AACAAAUUGACAACGGCGGCUGCAAAUUAUUGAAAACACUAUUAAAAAAUAGAAUAAUAUAUUUUGAUUUACUGUAAUAAUGUCGAGUAACACCAAAGAGUGUAAGCAACUGCAGCCGCGCGCCAUUUUCGGCAUUAAUGGCAAAGUGGAAAAUGGCGUUCGCCAGCAUCCCGUUACACAGGCCGCCAUCUUUCCGCUGGGCAACAAGAUCGCCAUUGCCGACUUCAAGAACAACACACAAGAAUUUGUGGCCGGCCAUACCAACAGCAUCUCAUGCUUGGAUCUCAGCAAGAGCGGCAAGUAUAUUGCAUCUGGACAGAUUAAUCAUAUGGGCUUUCGUGGCUAUGUGAUCGUUUGGGACUACGAGACACGCAAGGAAAUCGGACGUCAUGAUCUGCACAAGGUGAAAGUGCAAGCCAUUUGCUUCACGGCCGAGGAUCGCUUUGUGAUUUCGAUUGGCGGCAAGGAUGACGGCUCCGUCAUUGUCUUUGAUAUGCAGACAUUCUCGCCCAUUUGCCGUCAGCCUGCUUCGCGGGCCAUAUCGGGCAAUGCUUUGACUGUGCGUCCGCUGCACAGAAAUCCGUUCUUCUUUCUCACUGCCGGCGAUCGCCAUUUGCGUCUUUGGAGCAUUCUGCGCGAGGAAAAGAAGCUUUAUGCCCAGGAUGUGCAGCUUGCCAGCAAGUCCCGUCAAUUCUAUUGCGUUCGCAUCGAUAAGAACGAUGAGUUUGCUUACCUUGGCUCUGGCACUGGAGACAUCAUUAAGAUCGUGUUGAACUGCUGCGACAAAGACAAUGUGACACGUCCUGGUUCAUCUAGCGGCAUCUUGGGCGCCUUUGGCACGCACAAUCCACGUAAACCAUCCGGUCGCGAUUGCAAUCGCUAUGUGAAUGGAGUGCGUGCUCUCUAUGUGCUCGAGGGCGGACGUUUGUUGAUUGGCGCCGGCGAUGGCGAAGUGCAGCUGGUGGAGGAACGCACCGAUGUGCCGCUAAUCAAUUUCCGCGAGUAUCCCGGCCCCACUUGGCCCUAUUUGCGCACCAUCAAGAGCACUCGCGUCUCUGGACGUAUUUCGUCGUUUGUGCGCUCCACGCCUGAGAAGUUCUAUAUCUGUACGGACACCAAUGAGAUCUAUAUGCUGAACAUACAGUCGUGGGUGCUGAAACUAUUGCGCACCUGCCACGCCAAGGCUGUUUACUUCAUCACAUUUCCCAAAAAUUAUGCUGCUGUCUUUGCUACUGCUGGGCAUGAGAGCAUACGUAUUUGGUCCUCUUCUCGCAAGCAGGAGCUGCUUCGCAUCAUGGUCUACAACUUCAACUGUGCUGCUGUGCGCUUCUCCCAGGACGGCACCAGCAUUGUCUCGGUGUGGAACGAUGGCAUCAUACGCGCCUUUACGCCCAUGACAGGACGCCUCAUCUAUGCCAUACCCAAUGCUCACAAUAAGGGCUGCAGUGCCUUGGCUGUGGCAUCCACGGGUCGUUUCAUUGUCACCGGUGGCAUUGAGGGACAGGUGCGCGUCUGGAAAAUAGAGCCAUAUCGCCAGGAUCUGGUGGGCGUUCUCAAGGAUCAUUCGGGUCCCAUUACCUCACUCGACAUCAACUAUCUGGACACGGAGGUCAUCUCUGCCUGCACCGAUGGUUCCUGUGUUAUUUGGGAUAUUAAUCGCAUGACCCGCAAACAGGUUGUCACAGCCAAUACACAGUUCAUGUCGGUGCUCUAUUUUCCCACUGGCGUGCAGAUUCUUACUUGCGGCUCUGAUGGCCGCAUCAUCUACUGGAUGGUCUACAAUGGGGCGCUCAUACGUGAGCUGACUGCCUCCAAGAAAUCCUCGGUCAAUUGCCUGUCCAUGAAUGCCACUGGAGACUACUUUGUGAGCGUGGGCAGCGAUCUGCAGGUCAAGUUGUGGGACUACAAUAGUGGCGAUGUCGUUGGCGUGGGGUCAGAGCACGCUUCCUCGGUGAUCAGUGCUGCCUACAGUCCUUGUGGCAAGACUUUUGUCACUGGCAGCACGGAUGGCUCACUGAUUAUUUGGGAUGUGCCUGAGGAGUACUGGGGAAAACCCAAUCCUCCAGAGGGUCCUUCGUACUCGUUGCCUAAAGCAGCGUCCAAAGGGAAAACGGUCGCAGCUCGUGUGGACUCUGGCACUCGCUUAAAGCCGCUGGCCGGCGAGAACAUCAAUGGUCUGCUCAAGGCAACGCCUAAGGAUGACAUCUGCUGUGUCGAGUGUCCACCUUGUGCCAAGAAGGAAGGCAAGGCUGCAGAUCCUUUUACCGAGUGCAAAAUUGUGCCCGAUGUACGAAAAUGUUAAACUUUUAAAUUUGUCUUUAGUUUUCUCAACUGUUCCAAGCAUUUGACUGAUACAAUUAUAAAAAAAAACUUGGAAUGGAAACUAAUACCGGCAGAUUUCUUCAGUCUUAACGAACUUCAAUUCCUCCAUCUACCCUACCAAUUAGAUUAGAUAUUAAGCAUGCAUUUUAUAAGU
Molecule: messenger RNA, 2476 nt
Organism: Drosophila albomicans
Lineage: Eukaryota; Metazoa; Arthropoda; Insecta; Diptera; Drosophilidae
Product: cilia- and flagella-associated protein 52
Exons: 5
Coding region: 80-2302 (740 amino acids)
Biological process (GO): cilium assembly
Molecular function (GO): protein binding
Source: RefSeq, a predicted model, not a curated record